Messenger RNA from Pangasianodon hypophthalmus (striped catfish), 3139 nucleotides. RefSeq names its product cadherin 10, type 2a (T2-cadherin) (gene cdh10a). The coding region runs from base 340 to 2763 and encodes 807 amino acids. Gene Ontology annotation, biological process: adherens junction organization; cell-cell junction assembly; cell morphogenesis. The transcript has 11 exons. Gene Ontology annotation, molecular function: calcium ion binding; cadherin binding. Gene Ontology annotation, cellular component: adherens junction; plasma membrane; catenin complex. The record is from RefSeq and is a predicted model, not a curated record. NCBI's taxonomy places the organism in Eukaryota, Metazoa, Chordata, Actinopteri, Siluriformes, Pangasiidae.
AGCUCAGAGAGAGAGAGAGAGAGGGAGAGAGAGAGAGAGAGAGAGAGAGAGGUAGGCAGCUGGAGUCUUCUGCACAACUGUAGCCAGUCUCGGAGCCUGAGCACUGCCAAGAGGCGAAGACAGGAGCCAGUGUCGCACUUCAAUGAGAACGACACGCGCCCAAAAGAGCGAGGGAACCUUCUUUUGAGGGAUUCAAAGGAAGAUCAAAGCCGCCAUCUACGAUGCCAGAGUUGCUGAUCCAAGCGUUUAGAUCGUUCCCCAUUCAGCACCGCCUUCCUUAUUAGAUUAUUCAUCCGGGAUCAAGCCCAAGCUCGAGGAUCAAUCGGAAACAGCCAAGCGAUGAAUCCCUUCUUCUGGCUGUUUGCACUGCUUUCCCUCCUCCCUCUGGUUUCGGCCAUGAGGAGUCGGGGGAUCGCUAUCCGUGUUCAGCAGUCAGACGGACGAGUGCUGCACAGGUCCAAGCGUGACUGGAUGUGGAGGCAGUUCUUCCUGUCGGAGGAAUACACAGGAAGUAACUAUCAGUAUGUGGGCAAGCUUCGCUCGGAUAAGGAUAGAGGAGACGGCACAGCGCGCUACGUCCUCUCUGGAGAAGGAGCAGGCACCAUUUUCCGCAUCGAUGAAAAGUCAGGUGAUCUCCACGCCACUCAGAGACUCGACAGAGAAGAAAAAGCAUCCUACACCCUACAAGCACAGGCCUUCAACAAAUACACUGGCCUCCCUCUGGAACCGGCCACCGAGUUUAUCGUCAAGAUUCACGACAUCAACGACAAUGAGCCCAAGUUCACGCAGGCCGUCUACAGCGCCAGUGUCCCUGAGAUGUCUGACGUCGGUACUUUUGUGAUAGAAGUCAAUGCCACGGACGCAGAUGACGCCUCGUACGGGAACAGCGCUAAGCUCGUCUACAGCAUACUACAAGGGCAGCCGUACUUCUCGGUGGAACCAGAGACAGGAAUUGUGAGAAUAGCACUAUCCAACAUGGACCGGGAGGUACGGAAGGACUACCAGGUGGUUAUUCAGGCCAAAGACAUGGCAGGACAGAUGGGGGGUCUGUCUGGAACCACUGUGGUCAAUGUGACCCUUACAGACGUUAAUGACAGCCCGCCGCGCUUUGCCUACAGCUCCUACCAUUUGAGCACUUAUGAGUCGGCAGAAAUUGGCUCCACGGUGGGUCGGAUUAAAGCCAACGACGGGGACGAGGGACAGAACGCUGAGAUGAAGUACAGGAUUGUGGAAGGAGACGGGAAAGACUCGCUCGACAUCAUUACUGAUGAGAUAACGCAAGAAGGAAUAAUCGUUGUCAAAAAGAAACUGGAUUAUGAGAGCAGGCGUGUGUACACCAUCAAAGUGGAAGUGAGUAACACACACACAGACCCCGGCUUCCUCCAUCUGGGUCCGUUCUCAGACACGGCCAUCGUCAAAGUGACGGCAAAGGACGUGGACGAGCCACCGGUGUUCAGCCGGCCGCAUUUCAUUAUCGAGGUCAACGAGGACACGCCGAGGGGAAGCAUCAUCGGAACGGUUACAGCCUGGGAUCCUGACGCAACCGACUACCCUGUGCAGUUUGCAAUAGACGAGCACACAGAUCCCGACAGACUCUUUCACAUCGACCCCAGAAAUGGCUCCAUUACAACUCUGAAGUCUCUCGACAGAGAGGUGUCGAAGUGGCACAACAUCUCCGUGCUCGCCAGCGAAAUAAGUACGUUCACUCUCGGGAAUAGAGCUAACAUUUACAUCACGAAUCUUGAUCUUUUUUUUCACAAUCCUGCUUCUUUCACCAUCGUUUCAGAUAAUCCUCGUCAGAGAAGCCGUGUUCCCGUCUUGAUCAAGGUGCUGGAUGUGAACGAUAACGCGCCCGAGUUCGCCAUGUUUUACGAGACAUUCGUGUGUGAGAAUGUCAGAGCUGGGCAGCUAAUCCAAACCAUCAGUGCCAUAGACACGGACGAGCCUCUCGUCGGACACAAGUUCGUCUUCAGUUUAAGCGCCAGCAAUCCGAACUUUACCAUCUUUGACAACGAAGAUAACACGGCGAGGAUCCUGACCAGGCGGAGUGGCUUUAACAGGCAGGAGAUGAGCACGUACUACCUGCCCGUGGUGAUCUCGGACAGCGAUUAUCCCAUCCAGAGCAGCACGAGUACGCUGACCGUUCGCGUGUGCGGCUGUGACAGCACGGGGAACCUGCGCUCGUGCAGCGUGGACGCUCUGCUGCUCUCGGCACGGCUCAGCACCGCCGCCCUGGUGGCCAUCCUGCUGUGCAUCGUCAUCCUGCUCAUGAUUGUGGUGCUGUUCUCGGCCCUGAGGAAGCAGCGACGCAAGGAGCCUCUAAUCAUCUCCAAAGAGGACGUCAGGGACAACGUGGUGAGCUACAACGACGAGGGUGGAGGCGAAGAGGACACGCAGGCCUUCGACAUCGGAGCGCUGCGCCACCCGGAGGCCAUGGAGGAAACCAACCAGCUGAGGCGUGACAUCAUCCCGGACGUCCUGUUCCCGUACCGCACGCGCUCGCCCGCCAACGAGUGCAGCGACCUCAGAGACUUCCUCAUCAGCAGGCUGAAGGAGACGGACACCGACCCCUCUGCUCCUCCUUACGAUUCCCUGGCGACGUACGCCUACGAGGGCAACGGCUCCAUCGCCGAGUCUCUGAGCUCGCUGGAGUCAUCAGUCAACGAAGGAGAUCACGAGUACGACUUCCUCGGCACCUGGGGGCCGGAGUUUAAAAAGCUAGCCGACAUGUACAUGCCGAAAGAGCCGACAUCGACUAGCUAAAGGAUUCCACUCAGAUUUGCGUGUGUAUAUCGCGGACUACGAGUUAUCUCCCACUCCAGAUGGAUUUUCUACUGACACUCUGACACUGACUUUCACUUUUUUGCUAAAAAUCUGAUUUUUUUUGUUCACGGUCUCGUGGCAGUUUUUGUGCUGAUGAGAAGAGUGUUUAGUGAUUUUGUCGAUGCUGUUUGUUCAUUAGCAGAAAAAAAAACGAAACGAACAUUUGACCUCAACUUCAUUUGCUUGUGCGAAAGGUUUUACUCGCGUCAUUUUGCCAAACUGUGGAUAUAUCACUGAGAUCAAAUACAGCAGUGUUGUAGAAAUGCUGCAGAAACACACACAGGCUUGUUUCUGAAUGUUGUCCUGUUUUAUAUCC